This is a messenger RNA of Alosa sapidissima (American shad), 1663 nucleotides long. RefSeq names its product acyl-CoA dehydrogenase short/branched chain (gene acadsb). The transcript has 11 exons. Bases 27 to 1358 code for a protein of 443 amino acids. NCBI's taxonomy places the organism in Eukaryota, Metazoa, Chordata, Actinopteri, Clupeiformes, Clupeidae. Gene Ontology annotation, molecular function: flavin adenine dinucleotide binding; acyl-CoA dehydrogenase activity. Gene Ontology annotation, cellular component: mitochondrion. The record is from RefSeq and is a predicted model, not a curated record.
UGGCGACAUAGUGCUAGGUUUGCCAAAUGUGUUGGAAAACAACAAACAGUUUCAGAAUGGCGGCCCCCUUGGCACGGAUCAGUGAGAAGUUCUGUAGACACCUGUCCCGACCAUGGAGCAUAUUCCAGCUGGGCAUUCGAAACCGGUCUUCACUGUCUGCUUUUGAGCCAUCUACUGAAAAUGAGGCUAAGCCUGGGGUCAUGUGUCCUCCACUGCAGACCUACUCUGAAGAAGAGAGUAUGAUGAAGGAAGCAGUGAAGAAGUUUGCUCAAGAACAGAUUUCACCGUUUGUGUCUGAAAUGGAUGAAAACUCCAAAAUGGAUGAGAAGGUCAUCAGAAGUCUCUUUGAGCAAGGGUUAAUGGGUAUUGAAAUUGACCCACAAUAUGGUGGCACUGGAUCCAGCUUUUUCGCGUCCAUUUUGGUGAUUGAAGAACUAGCAAAAGUGGACCCAUCUGUUGCGGUUCUGUGUGACAUUCAGAACACACUCAUCAACACAUUGCUGUCCAAACUGGGGAAUGAAGUGCAAAAAGAGAAAUACCUCACUCGUCUCUCCACAGAUAUGGUGGGUAGUUUCUGUUUAUCAGAGGCAGAAUCUGGAAGUGAUGCUUUCUCCCUCAAGACUCGUGCAGAAAAGUGCAAAGAUUAUUACAUUAUUAAUGGCUCAAAGAUGUGGAUCAGUAAUGCAGAGCAUGCUGGGGUGUUCCUGGUGAUGGCCAACGUAGAUCCCUCUGCUGGUUACAAGGGCAUUACUUGUUUCAUAGUGGAUCGGGAAACAGAAGGACUUCAUAUUGGCAAAAAGGAGAACAAGCUUGGUCUGCGUGCCUCCUCCACAUGCCCACUUAACUUGGAUAAUGUCAAGGUUCCUGAGAAGAAUAUUUUGGGACACAUUGGCCAUGGUUAUAAAUAUGCGAUUGGAAUGCUCAAUGAAGGAAGGAUUGGCAUUGCCGCUCAGAUGCUGGGUUUGGCUCAAGGCUGCUUUGAUCACGCUGUGCCUUACACGAGACAGAGGGUACAAUUCCAGAAACGCAUAUUUGACUUCCAGGGCAUGCAACAUCAGAUUGCUCAUGUGGCUACCCAGCUUGAGGCUGCCAGGCUGCUGACAUAUAAUGCUGCCCGACUGAAGGAGGCCCAGAGGCCAUUCAUCAAAGAAGCCUGUAUGGCUAAGUACUUCACAGCUGAGGUUGCAACUCUGACUACAUCAAAAAGCAUCGAAUGGAUGGGAGGUGUAGGCUUCACCAAAGACUACCCUGUUGAGAAAUUCUACCGAGACUGUAAAAUAGGUACUAUCUAUGAGGGAACAACUAAUAUCCAGCUCACUACCAUUGCCAAGUUCAUUGAUCAGGAUUAUGACCAGUGAGACGCCUCUGCAUGUGUCUUCAGAACAAAGCACUCCGAACUUUGGCAUAUCAUCUGAACCUAAACGUUUUGGGGAUUUAUUGUGUGGUUGCUGCUGUGUGUUCUGUUGUUUUAUGCUAAUAAUAUAAUUACUGGGGUAAGUGAAUAUGUUUGUCAAACUCAGUAAACUCUAGUGUAAAUUAUGUGCACUAGUACUGCUACAAGGAUAUGCAGUUUACUAAAUAAUGUAACAAGCCUUACUAGAUUCUGUGGUGUCAGUUUUGUUUCCUCAAAUUAAAAAUAAUAAAAAAUAAUUUGAGUACUGUA